Molecule: messenger RNA, 5590 nt
Organism: Cheilinus undulatus (humphead wrasse)
Lineage: Eukaryota; Metazoa; Chordata; Actinopteri; Labriformes; Labridae
Product: cytokine receptor common subunit beta-like
Exons: 12
Coding region: 323-2158 (611 amino acids)
Biological process (GO): cytokine-mediated signaling pathway; immunoglobulin mediated immune response
Cellular component (GO): external side of plasma membrane
Molecular function (GO): cytokine receptor activity; protein binding
Source: RefSeq, a predicted model, not a curated record
CUAUGGACUCAAUCCAGCUCUUACAGAGGAGAUAUUAUGAUCUGGUCUGUGAAGAGACGAGUUACAAUCACAUUGUGAACAGGUAAACAGGCAUGGAGAGGACUGCUGGGUCGUUUGAAUGAAUGGGAUACGACAGGGGAAGAUAAAGCAACAGUGGACGGGACUUCAGAUGGAAUACAAGCAACACUGAACAACAUCCAGAGCAGCUGCAAAAUGAAAAGAAAACGGAAGCUGUGAGUUUGUAACUCUCCACCAAAACCCCACCUCAACCUCAGUAGACCGGCUUUGAAAACCCGAACAAGGACGAUCAACGCCAGAAUAAAUGGAGAGAAUUAAGAAAACCAUUCUGCUAAUUCUUCCUCUCCUACUGAUUCAUGCCUGUUCCAGCGAACAGCAGGAGUCAUGUCCCAGCCAGCCUGAUAAAUAUCUGUCCUGCUAUAAUAACUACAGUCGAACCAUCACCUGUGAGUGGAACAGCAUGAACAAGUCUGACCAAAUGUGCACAAUAUACGCCAGAAAAGGACCUGAUUUUUCGUACAGCUCCUCCUGUGACCUGAAGCCUGUGGACAUCUCAAAACCAGGACCAAGGAAGUGCACCAUGAUGUUCAAAAAGGAUGGAGCUUUUCAGAGCUUCAGUGUGGUGCCCAUCGAUCUUAUCUGUAACCCAGGGAGGGAAAUUUCAGUCUACAGUAUUUCCUACAGACCAUCUUGUCACAUAAAGCUGGAUCCCCCACAAAGACCAAAAAUCAACUCCACCACCGUGUCCUGGUUCCCUCCUGGCAACAAGAGAAGAAGCAGAAUCAGUUUGCACAAAUUCCAGCUGCAGUGGAAACACAAGGAUCAGUCAUGGGAGGAUGCCUUUCAGCAGAAAAGUCCAAAUCUGAUAAAGAAUUGUGAAUGGGAAUGUGAAACAAAGCUGCAAGCUGAUUGGUUGAUACGAGACGAGGAGUACGAGGUCCGGGUUCGAGUGAUGGGAAUUGGAGAAGAUCUCCAUUCAGCAUGGAGCGACUGGAGUGCUGCGGAAUCACUGGUGUCACCUGUUGGACGAACAAAACCAGAUCAUUCUGCAGUUAUCUUUGGCACUGCUGUAUGUUCAGUAGUGAUCACUGCUGUCCUGGCUGUCAUAUAUUUAAAACAAAACAAAACCAUCUGGAUUUAUAUGGUAAUGAAAUUCAGAAGUCAGCCUAUACCAAACCCUGCAAAGUCCAAAGUCCUGAAGGAUGCCAAUUUCCAAAACCAUCUGUGCCCGACCUUCCCCCCCUUCAAUCCACUGGAAAUCACCUCUGUAGAGAUCACCUCCCCCGUGGAUGCUGUCACCCCCUACAGGCCAGAGGCAGCACUGCUGGAGAAAAUUAGAGUUCAAAACUGCUACGACUCAACCAGUUCUGGCUUCUCCAACCCCAGUUACGCCCACCUGUGUCCAUCUCCUCCUUCUUUCCCCUUGCCCACUGUGGGGAAUCUGACUCCCUGUGCUGCUGAUACACCAUAUGGGCCUGUUUGUGGUGACACUGAGGUUAAAGAGGCAGAGGAGAGGAAGGAAGUGAAAGUGAAUGAGGCGGAAGUCCUUGAAUUGCUCUCAAAAGGUAGCAAAGAAAGCAAGCCCGGGCUGGAAAUUUCUGACUAUGAAAAGGUUGAGAAGCUCCAGGUUGAACGCUCCAGGCUGCAGAGUCUAGAUUCAGGCGUGUGCAGCGGCGAGGAGGUCAGUCAGGAGAGCUUGGAGGCUGAUAGCAUCAAUGUGACUGAGAGCAUUGAUGAAGAGAAGGAGGAGGAAGAAGAAAGUAAAGGAGAAGGUGUUUUUCAGAGGUUGUUUGGAAACGGUGGAAAUGUUGUCGUUAAGGGCUCCAUUCAGGUUUGCUCUGAGUAUGAGCGAGUCCCAACGCUGCCGUCUGACACCACUGAGGAGCUGGUCAGUAGCAGCGAGAAGGAGGAGCAAUUCAGUCAUGAGGAGAGCCUGGAGGAUGAGGACAAGUCCACCGUACCUACAAGCAUCCUGGCUCCUCCAGACUCCACCUCAUUGAACUUUACUGGACCUGCUUUUAGUCCAGCUCUGCAACCUCAGCAAUGUAGUCUACUGGAGAAGUUGGCACUGAUGUCAACCAGCAGAUCUGUAGUGCUGUCUGGAGAUGGAUACAUGCCUGUACGACUAGAACAGAGCUGAAAAAGAGACACUGGGCCCCUCUCAAACCAAAUCCUCCCUUUUGUACUGAAGUCCUGAUUCAGGACUGGCCUCCUAAGAAGGGCCCAGCCUAUUAGCCUCAGCAUGAACUAAUACCAGUCUCGACAGUAUCUGUACUUUAACUCUGCUACUGUAGUCUGUGAUUUUCUUUAAGGUUUAUACCUAAUGGCAAAAAAUUUGGCAAGCAGCUAACUUGAGAAAUGUUGAGUUGUAAAACAACUUUACAGCUUUUCACAUCUUGUGCUUUACUUUUAAUACAAAUAUAUUCCAUGCCACCCUUUAGUUAUGGUGGUAUUGUAAAGCAAACAACAGAGGAAAGGAAAUACAGAUAGAGAGACAGAAGGACGUCAGGCAGGCCUGACUCUGGAUCAAAAUAACUUAAGGCUUGUUUAUGCUUAAUAUUUGAAACACACAGAUAUGAUGGAGCUAUCCAUCCAUACUCUGCCAUGCUGUCUAUCCAGCUAUCCAGCCAGCUUACACCAGCAGGACGUGCCCAGAAGACCUACAAAAGGAGAUGCCUUGGAGGCAUCCUGAACAGAUUUCCAAACCGCCUCACGUGGCUCCUUCAGUUGCAAAGGAGCAUUCAUGCUUGUCCUAGUUCUGUCUGAACUCCUCACUCUAUCUCUAACCUCCUAAUUCCACAAGAAAUAACUUCCCCUUCCCUUCGGUGAGAGUGCUUCCACCAACUCUGCUACAGUAUGUCUCUGCUCCACCACAGCUAUGGCAGUUCAGAGCCCCCCGCAGCAGAUACGCAGGACUUCUAUUUUGGCCGAAUGCCUGACAACUCUGCAUCAGAAAGUUUUAGCAAAACCUUAUAAAAUAUGUGGUUAAAUUUCAGAAUAAAGUACUUUUCACUUUUCUGCAUGGAUGAAACAUCAUAACGGGGUGUAGCGGAGCCCAGAGUCAACAAGUCAGAGGAAGAAGACAGAGUAUUUAUUUAUAAUUAGGUUACUUACCCAUGAUAGAAGCCCAAAAAUCCACAUCCAAGCAAGCCCACCCUUCUCCAGCUCUUGCAGUUCAGGACAAUAGCUUGGCGUGUUUUUGCUAUGUUUUAUGUAUCACUUCAGCAGAAUCAUUCUCAUAUGACUGGGUGUAGUCCAGCGGUGCUGUGCCGAGCUGCACACUGAAAACGUAGUCCUGGGUGUUGACAGACGGUGAGGCACACAGACAAAUUGCAGCUCAAAUUUCACACUUGAAGGGAGCAUAAAUGAGCCAUAACUCCUUUGGAUUGGAGGUGCUUUGACUAACAGCUUUGAGUAGUUUGGCUGGUCCAGAACCUUGUACUUUUUCGUUUUAUUUUUGUGAAACGUUAACUAUUUCUCGACCACUGAAUGUAAUGUAAUGUUCUGACAAAGUUUUUCUCUUUGUAAGUGCUGUUGUUUUGGGGAUAAGAGGUAGGAACUGAACAGUGAUGAUAUGCUACCUCACAGAACAAAAGUUUAAAGUGGAAAAACUGAAGUGCUUUGCUAAUGUGUAGCUGGUUUAAAAGGCACCUCUAUUGAUCAUAGGUGCGUUUCCAUUACCCGUAGAAAUGCGCAAAAUCGAAAUAGCGCAAUAAAAAGUGGUGAUGAAAACACCUGAAUUUAGAAAAAAACUCAAAUAUCACUAUAAGGUUUUUAUGCUGUUAUGAGGAUGUUUUUCAGCUGUUCUAUAUAGAAAUAUAUUGCAAAAGCCGGUGAAAACGUUUUUCCGCAUUUACAUAUCACAAGACGUGACAUACGGUGUCACAUGACCAGUUCACGCCAAGACAACAUGGCGCAGUACGCGUGGACAAAAGAGGAGACAAGACUUUCCUUAAGAUGGCUUUUGCCAUACAUACGAACCUUGCCUCUGAAAUUUUAUGUUGCCUUCGCCUUUCGUUCGAAAUAAUCAAGGCAGCCGCUGUAGAUGUAAUCAUAACCGUACCAACAGGAUUUGAGUGUCCAGCUUCCUUGCAGCUGAGUCUUGCAAGACGAGGUUUUACAAGAAUUACAAGGCUCAUGCCCAAAACUCCUUCCAAUAGAACACAUUUAAUGCACAGUUGUACAUAGUUGAAAUAUAAGAAAUUACGCUUUUAUUUUGCAUAAAACUGUAAUGGAAACGCAGGUUAUGUCAGCCUUCCAAGGUCAUGUUUUUAACAUUCCCCCAUUGUGACAGAUUUGCCUGAGUAUGUGUGUGGUGAUGGUUGUGUUGUUUGAAAAGUCAUUCAUUCAUUUUUUUCAAAAGUCGAUUUAGUUAUCAGGCAUUUUACCAGAAGUGCUGGACUUACCAAGAGCAACCUGAGUGUAAAAUGAUGGUGUACGCUCCUGUAGAGCAGUGGUUCUCAACCUUGAGGUCAGGACCACUAUGAGAGGGGGCACACAGUUUGGCUGGGCGCCACAGAGCUCUCCCAUUUUUCUCCCUUUAUGGUCGUCCUUGUCUGCACAUGACUAUUCUUAAUAGUGCAUGGCUGUGUUCAACCACCUUCAGGUACAGUGGAGGUCCCUGGUCUCUGGCACCUUUAUUUUGGGGGUCGUGGGCUGAAAAGGUUGAGAGCCACUGCUGUAGAGGACAAACUUCAUGAGAUAUAAACCUCUUCAAGAAAAGGAGUUGGGGAAAUGUUUAUGGGGAUUUUAAUGGUGAAUUUUACUUCCAGAACCAGAUCCUCUGAAACAUGGGUGGGCACCAUGUGCUCUAUGGGAUUUUAUAUGUUCUAAUUUCUAAUCUAAUUCUAAUUUUUUUUAACAUAAAGGGUGCAUAAAUGAGCUUUUAGGGUAUUGAUAUUAAGAUAAUAAUCUAGUAUUAAUAUAACAAUAAAAAUUGCACCACUAAAUACAGUGAUAGACAUCUUUGGCACAUUUUGAAAUAAGGAACAUCAAUGUAAUUAUUGCAGGGUUAAUUUCAUUUUAUUGAGUGACAUGGUCCUGUGCUAGAGGUAUUUUAUAUGAUAUUCUAUUUGAUGAAUGAAUGUAGUUUUUUUUGGGUUGAAAUGUUAUUUAAAACCUGAAAUCAGCUGUAAACUUAACCUUAAUUGUAUCUAUUUUCUAUUUAUUGUGUUUUUUAUCUUGCAUUUUACGAGAACAUUUUCAGACAAUUUAUUGGACACGUUUUUCCAGAAAUGAGUUUGAUAUAUUGUUUGUGUUAUGUUCAUUUUCUGAAAAUAAAUAAUCUCUAAACAAAUGUAAAAACAGAAAAACAUGUUUGACUUGUUUUAAGCUGGUGUGGAGAAGUUUUGCCUAAAGGACAUUAUUUUUGUUUUGUUUUUGUGGGUGGAGGCGUACGGAGUUGCAAUGUAGGAGUUGUGUCGGUCGUGUGAGACAGCGACCCCUGGUGGAAUUAUUUUUUUAACAUCCACACCAGCAGAACAGGUGUACAAAAAUAUGUAGACAAUGACGGCUGUCGAAUACUUGUUAUAUUACCCUGUGGGAUAUUUUUGUACCAAUCUGUUAAAGUAAG